AUGAAACUUUCCAUGUCUGCCUGCAAAAAAGUACAACCCCGAGUGAAUUUGGCGCUCAACCUGGAGCUUUUCUUCCGUAGGAAAGAAAAGGUGGUGUUCGUAAUGGGAGCAACCGGCACCGGCAAGUCCCGUCUGGCAAUCGACCUCGCCAACCGUUUUCCAGCUGAGAUUGUAAAUUCAGACAAAAUGCAAGUUUAUAAAGGCCUCGACAUAGUAACUAACAAAGUCACUGAAGAGAAGGGCCGUGGGGUCCCGCACCAUUUGCUAGGCAUAGCAGACCCCAACUCGAAUUUCACAUCGAUGGAUUUCCGACACCAUGCAACACUUGCUGUUGAAUCUAUACUCACCAAAGGCCGCCUCCCAAUCAUUGCCGGUGGCUCCAAUUCGUACAUCGAGGCAUUGGUUAACAAUGGUCCUGAAUUUCAACUAAGGUACGAAUGUUGCUUCCUGUGGGUUGAUGUGUCAUUGCCCGUGUUACACUCAUUCGUGUCCGAACGGGUUGAUAAGAUGGUGCAAGCAGGCUUGGUUGAUGAGGUUAGACAAAUGUUUGAUCCAAUGGCCGAUUAUUCCCAGGGGAUUAGACGUGCAAUUGGGGUCCCCGAAUUGGACCAAUAUUUCCGUGCUGAAUCAAUUCUUGAUGCUAAAAUUCGAGCUAGGUUGCUCGACACAGCUAUUUCUAAAAUCAAGGAAAACACAUGUAUACUAGCUUGUCGCCAAUACCAAAAAAUCCUCUGGCUUUAUGACAAAUGGAAUUGGAGAAUGCACCGGCUUGACGCCACGGAAGCAUUCCUAAAGUGCGGCGACGAGGCUGACGAGGCAUGGGAGAGACUUGUGGCGGGACCAAGCACCAUGAUUGUGAGCCAAUUCUGCUAUGACGAAAAUCGUGUUGCCACGAUUGUACCGUCCGACUCCGUAAUAGCCUCCGCCACAUCAUCCGUUUCCAUCCCCAGCGUAGCUGCCGCAACCCGUUAAAGGUAGGGCCCGUGGAAUCUGCCACAU
Messenger RNA from Durio zibethinus, 999 nucleotides. The record is from RefSeq and is a predicted model, not a curated record. Lineage: Eukaryota; Viridiplantae; Streptophyta; Magnoliopsida; Malvales; Malvaceae.